Benincasa hispida (wax gourd) is the source of this 1717-nucleotide messenger RNA. The record is from RefSeq and is a predicted model, not a curated record. Lineage: Eukaryota; Viridiplantae; Streptophyta; Magnoliopsida; Cucurbitales; Cucurbitaceae.
UAUAUUUUUAUAAUUGUCUCAUGAGAUCGAUCAUUUAAAAUGAUGAUGCUGUCCGAGGCGUGCAACAGCCGAGGGAUUUUGAGGAGUGAAGACUAAGAGUGAUGUAUUUUAUUUUUUUAGUAUUGUUUAAAUGGAAUGGAAGAAAUGCAUAAUUAUAUUACCAUUUAUGGCUCAUUUUUUCUUUCUCUAUUAUAUUAUUAUAUUUAUACGGUAAGCAUCAUCUGUCAGAUGCGAAUGAGCCCGCCAUGACCAAGUACAGUCAAAAGCUUUCGAGGAACAUUAUUGAUUUCUUUCAAGUCUUUUUUUGCCAACGAAUCUGCUCACUCUACUUUCCCAAAUUGCCAUCUAUUGUAAUAAUACAAAUAUUGUGCAACAAAUUACAUCUCCAAACACUUACAAAUGGGGUUGCCUUCUCCUACACUUCUCAAGUCCCAAAUUUCUCCAUGGCAAUACAAACCAAAACUUGCUGGUUCUUUAGUAAUGUUUUUCUCUUUCUCGUAGGAUCAUUUCUGGUUUUCCUCUUUAAAACUAGCUUCUACUCUACUUCCAUAUUUAACAAUGCAUCUGUUGCCGGAGAUGAAUUCUCCUGCGAAAUUGAUCCACCAGAACCAACCUUCUAUGACGACCCAAAUCUCAGUUACUCUAUUGAGAGACGAAUGGAGAAUUGGGACCACAAACGGAAAACUUGGUUGGAUCACCACUGCUUUUUCUCCGCUGGAGCUGGCGAGCGAAUAUUGCUAGUCACCGGAUCACAGCCAUCGUCGUGCGAGAACCCAAUCGGCGAUCACCUUCUUCUGAGACUUUUCAAAAACAAGGUGGACUACUGCCGAAUCCACGGCCAUGAGAUUUUCUACAACAACGCUUAUUUACAACCUCAAAUGGGCUCUUAUUGGGCCAAACUUCCAAUAAUCCGGGCCGCAAUGUUGGCCCAUCCAGAAGUGGAAUGGAUCUGGUGGAUGGACUCGGACGCUGUGUUCACAGACAUGGAAUUCAAGGUUCCAUUAGAGAGAUACAAGGAUCAUAACCUCGUGGUCCACGGUUGGCCCAAUAUGGUUUACGAGGACAGAGAUAAUAAAAGCUGGACCGGGCUCAAUGCUGGAGUAUUCCUGAUAAGAAACUGUCAAUGGUCCAUGGAGUUAAUGGACUCAUGGGCCAAUAUGGGCCCCCAAUCACCUGAUUACAAAAAAUGGGGCCCAAUAUUGACGUCGACGUUCAAGGACAAGCAAUUUCCACUUCCGGACGAUCAGUCGGGUCUCAUUUAUUUGAUCUCUAAGGACAGACGAAAAUGGGGCGACAAAGUUUAUUUAGAAUGGGAGUAUUAUUUGGAGUCGCAUUGGAUUGGGGUGGUGGAGAGUUAUGAUAUCAUCACCUGCGGUUACAGGGAGAUGGAGAAACGAGAGGUAAGGUUGAGGAGAAGACACGCGGAGAGAGUGAGCCGGUUCUAUGGGGGUUUGAGAGAACCGGAGAUUCAGAAAGCCGGGUUUAGAAGUGGAGCCGGUCGGAGGCCAUUUGUCACGCACUUCGCGGGAUGUCAGCCUUGUAGUGGAAAUCAUAAUCCAACUUAUGAUGGAGACACGUGUUGGAAGGAGAUUGGUAGGGCUUUGAAUUUUGCGGAUAAUCAGGUGCUUCGCACGUAUGGUUUUGUCCACUCUGAUUUGAGUUCCUCUGCGGUUUAUUCUCUGCCGUUUGAUUAUCCUCACGGUGAAUGAUCAAUGAA